UCUUUGGGAUGAUCUUUUGGAUGGUUCUAAUGAUGAUCUUUUGGAUAGUUCUGAGGAUGAUCUUAGGGAUGGUUCCGAAGAUGAUCUUUGGGAUAGUUCUGAAGAUGAUCCUUGGGAUGGUUCCAACAAUGAUCCUUGGGAUAAUUCUAACAAUGAUCCUUGA
This is a messenger RNA of Dentiscutata erythropus, 163 nucleotides long. NCBI's taxonomy places the organism in Eukaryota, Fungi, Glomeromycota, Glomeromycetes, Diversisporales, Gigasporaceae. The record is from the annotation of a GenBank genome assembly.